This is a messenger RNA of Capsicum annuum, 699 nucleotides long. RefSeq names its product peptidyl-prolyl cis-trans isomerase CYP21-4-like. The coding region runs from base 1 to 699 and encodes 232 amino acids. The record is from RefSeq and is a predicted model, not a curated record. Gene Ontology annotation, biological process: protein peptidyl-prolyl isomerization. The transcript has a single exon. Gene Ontology annotation, molecular function: peptidyl-prolyl cis-trans isomerase activity. NCBI's taxonomy places the organism in Eukaryota, Viridiplantae, Streptophyta, Magnoliopsida, Solanales, Solanaceae.
AUGGCAAGGAGAAAACCUCAAGCUCUUUUGCUGCAAAGCAAAAAGAAAAAGGGGCCAAGUGGUGUCAGUGUCCCUACAAUUAUAGUAUUAGUAUACAUCCUAAUUAUCGUUGUGAUGGUGUUUUCCCUAUUUUCUAUAUAUAGAUAUUGGUCUCGGAGAUCAAUUGUUCAGACACCAGAUGGUAUAUCAACCAACAAGGCUAUUGAGCGGAAGAAAUCUAAUAUUCCUAAUUACUCUUUUAUAAGCACUUCGAAAGGCCUAAUAACUGUGGAACUUUACAAGGAUGGUUGUCCAGACAUUGUUGAAAAGUUCAUUGAUUUCAGUCAAAAGGGUCACUUUAAAGGGAUGAAAUUUACUCGUGUAAUCAAGAACUUUGUCAUCCACGGUAGUAAAGUUGAUAGGCCUGAAGCCACAGAAGAUUGGACGUCGACGGAAAAACAUUCCAUCCAACUGGACACAAGUCUUAAGCAUGAAGUAUUUAUGCUUGGUACUUCCAAAGUGAAGCACGAAGGUGGAGGAUUUGAUUUAUUUAUCACAACAGCACCAAUACCAGAUUUGAAUGACAAGAUUAAUGUCUUUGGCCGUAUCAUCGAGGGAGAAGAUGUCAUGCAGGAAAUCAAAAAAGUAGAUACAGAUGACCACUAUCGACCCAAAACUCCUGUACAAAUCAAUGAAGUAACUCUGAAGCACAAAAGCUGA